Molecule: messenger RNA, 933 nt
Organism: Salvelinus namaycush (lake trout)
Lineage: Eukaryota; Metazoa; Chordata; Actinopteri; Salmoniformes; Salmonidae
Gene: hmgcll1
Product: 3-hydroxymethyl-3-methylglutaryl-CoA lyase-like 1
Exons: 8
Coding region: 1-933 (310 amino acids)
Biological process (GO): ketone body biosynthetic process; L-leucine catabolic process
Molecular function (GO): hydroxymethylglutaryl-CoA lyase activity
Source: RefSeq, a predicted model, not a curated record
AUGGGCAACAUCCCCACCACAGUGAAGCACUGCCUGAGCUAUGAACAACUCAUCCAGGAUUAUCCGUGGCUAGGAAGCCGGCUGCAGGAUGAGAAGGAAAUGGUUCCGACAAGAGUCAAAAUCCAGCUGAUAAACAUGCUCUCGGAAACAGGCCUGCCUGUGAUCGAGGCCACCAGCUUUGUGUCUUCAAAGUGGGUACCACAGAUGGCGGACCACACUGAAGUGCUUCAAGCCAUCCACAGAUCUUCUCAUGCUCGUUAUCCUGUACUGACACCCAACAUGCACGGCUUUCAGGAUGCUGUUGCAGCUGGUGCUACUGAAGUGGCCGUGUUUGGGUCUGCCUCUGAGACCUUCAGUCGGAAAAAUAUCAAUUGCUCUAUUGAUGACAGCAUACUGAGAUUCGAGGAAGUCAUUUGCACUGCUAAACAACAACAGAUUCCAGUCCGUGGAUAUGUUUCUUGUGCACUAGGAUGUCCAUAUGAGGGACCCAUUGAACCCACUAAAGUUGCAGAGGUGGUAAAGCGGUUGUAUGAACUGGGCUGCUAUGAGGUGUCUCUGGGGGAUACUAUCGGCGUGGGCACCCCAGGCUCCAUGGCCAAGAUGCUGCACUACGUCAUGAAAGAGGUACCCAGCAGCGCUCUGGCCGUUCACUGCCACGACACCUACGGCCAGGCUCUGGCCAACAUCCUAACUGCACUGCAGAUGGGGAUUUGUGCGGUGGACUCAUCUGUAGCAGGUCUGGGCGGGUGCCCAUAUGCCCAGGGAGCCUCUGGUAACGUGUCAACAGAAGAUGUUCUCUAUAUGCUCCAUGGCAUGGGCAUUAAAACUGGAGUCGAUCUCUCCAAGGUAAUAGAGGCAGGUGAUUUCAUCUGCAAAGCCUUAAACCGCAAGACCAACUCCAAGGUAGCCCAAGCAAGAAGCAAGUCCUCGUGA